Anopheles bellator is the source of this 2747-nucleotide messenger RNA. RefSeq names its product alpha-N-acetylgalactosaminidase. Gene Ontology annotation, biological process: glycosylceramide catabolic process; glycoside catabolic process; oligosaccharide metabolic process. Gene Ontology annotation, molecular function: alpha-galactosidase activity. The transcript has 7 exons. Bases 888 to 2252 code for a protein of 454 amino acids. Gene Ontology annotation, cellular component: cytoplasm. NCBI's taxonomy places the organism in Eukaryota, Metazoa, Arthropoda, Insecta, Diptera, Culicidae. The record is from RefSeq and is a predicted model, not a curated record.
AGCUCAAAGUAGUGGAUUUGGUGGCUAGUUAGACGAAUUGUGCCCAAGACAAAACCGCGUGUCUUCAGUUCCCCAACCAGAAAAGGCCAAAGACGGUUUUAUGUUGCUCCCUUGUGCCGCCGCCGUCGGGCUGUAAAAACACCGCGCACGCCACGCGAUCGGUUCGAUGUCCUGUGCUACGUCGAAUUAGCAUACGAAGAGAUAAAUAGAAACGGUGCCCGUUUGACAGCGGAAAGAGAUACGACGAAGCGAAACGAAAGAAGAUACGAGAAAAGAAAAUAAACAUAUCAGCCAGAGAACCGCCGUUAUUCUGGACGAUCGCUGGUGACCGUCGUGACCUAUCUUUCAGAGUGGUUCAGGGCGCCGAUUAUCGUAGUGAGAGUGUGUCUUCCUUAUCGUGUGUUCGUGAGUUCGCGUUGUGAGUCCGUUCGAGAGAGCGGCCCUCUUAUCACUGCUGUGACGACCCGCAGCAGCAGCAGCUUCCGGUGAGCCGGUCAGCAGAUAUUGGUAAAUUGCGUACUUCACUAUUAAAGUGAACGCCCCUCUUUGGGGACAGCUAGCCCAGUACCGGUGGGAAGGAACACUCGCGGGGCGGAAAGCAAAAUCGGCUCGGCAGUGGAAAAGCCCCUUCGAGCCCGAGAUCGAGAUCGGGGAGCAAAACGGGUCCGAAAAGAAAACCGUAGGUGACGGGUGUGCUGGCAAUAAACUAGCGGCGAAAAAACCCGUUUUAUUUCCGCCAAAGUUCCGACUUUCUGGCCAACCACCGGGAAGCACCGGAGGCCACGCAGCGAGUGCAGGACGCAAGAAACGCUUAACCUGCCAACACCCUGCCAGUUCCUGUGUUCGGGACAAGAAAGAGUCGCGCCGAGUUGCCACAGUCUUCAAUAAUGACGUUUCGUAAAAGUAAAGGAGGAACGUCGGGGAGCAUUAUAAGAAUGCUGCGCUCCUGCUUCACAACCGUUCGUCCCGUGCUCCUGCUGGCCCUGCUCAGUGUUGCCCUGUUGCCAUCGCACAUCCACAGCCUUGAAAAUGGACUCGCCCGGACACCACCGAUGGGCUGGCUGUCCUGGGAACGGUUUCGCUGCAACACGGACUGCGAGGGCGACCCGGAAAACUGCAUCAGCGAGCACCUAUUCCGCACGAUGUCCGACUUGGUGGUAAGCGAAGGCUACGCAGCCGUGGGCUACGAGUACAUCAACGUUGACGACUGCUGGCUGGAAAAGUCGCGUGGCCCGCGCGGAGAGCUGGUGGCGGACCGGCGCCGUUUCCCGAGUGGCAUGAAGGCACUGGCCAACUACGUGCAUGCCAAGGGCCUCAAGUUCGGUAUCUACGAGGACUACGGUAACUACACGUGCGCCGGCUACCCGGGCAUUCUGGGCUUCUCGGCCAACGAUGCCGCCCAGUUCGCCUCCUGGGACGUGGACUACGUGAAGCUGGACGGUUGCUACUCGCUGCCGAUCGACAUGGACCACGGCUAUCCGGAGUUUGGGCGAAACCUCAACUCGACCGGGCGCCCGAUGGUUUACUCCUGCAGCUGGCCCGUCUACCAGAUUUAUGCCGGCAUGAACCCCAACUACUCGUCGAUCAUUCAGCAUUGCAACCUGUGGCGUAACUACGACGACAUCCAGGACUCGUGGGCGUCGCUCGAGAGCAUCAUCGAUUAUUACGGCAACAAUCAGGACGCGAUCAUCCCGAAUGCUGGACCGGGUCACUGGAACGAUCCCGACAUGCUUAUCAUUGGAAACUUCGGAUUGAGCUACGAGCAGUCAAAGACACAGAUGGCACUCUGGGCUAUUAUGGCUGCCCCUCUGAUGAUGUCUGUUGAUCUUCGCACGAUUCGACCGGAGUUUAAGGCCAUCUUGCAGAAUCGCAAAAUCAUUGCCGUCGAUCAGGACCCGCUCGGUAUACAGGGUCGCAGAAUCUACAAGCACAAAGGAAUAGAAAUCUGGUCCCGACCAAUCGUCCCGAUCUACCAAACGUACUAUUCGUACGCGAUCGCGUUCGUCAACCGACGAACGGACGGCACACCGUCGGAUGUGGCCGUGACUCUGCGCGAACUAGGCCUCAUUUCGCCCAGCGGCUACAGAGUUGAAGAUCUCUACGAGGAAGUCGACUACGGCAUACUGAGCCCUCAGACCAAGAUUAAGGUGAAGGUGAACCCGUCCGGAGUGGUUAUUUUGCGAGCCGAUGUACAGCCAGAGCGGUUCUCGAAGAGACCGUACAACCCGAUUUUCUACCGCUACCCCAACUGAGCUAUUGACGCUGGAAUUGGCGCCCAUUCCAGGUCUGCCGUUUCCUUGCUCUGCCUUUUCCUUAGAGUUUUCUUAGUCCAAGAGCAAAUUGACGCUUUCUCAGUUUAUCAGUCAUCGUCAAACUGAUCCCGACUCCUUCUAGACAAAUCGAAGAAUGAACAUAAACAAUAUCAAAGCAAUGUUUUCAACCAGGACAUUUUCACUUCUUUUAAAGGAAUAGAAUUCUUCAGACAGUGUGAAGGACAAAGUGGACAAAAUGGGCCACUAAUGGGACGAUUGUCCUCAAAGGAUUAAAGGCUAAACUCAAUAAAAUCAUGUGCCAGUCGUGAUGGAAAACUGAAGAACACCAACGAAUGCCACCAGCUUCUUAUAGUUCAAAGCCAAGAGGAUUGUUGGCAUGCAAUAGGAAACAAAAACAAGGGGAAGCUUCAAACUCUGCUCCACGCAUAGCAAAUCUGAAAAACGGGACACCGUUAAGCAAUAGGACGAUUACAC